AUGCUGGGACCAGUUGAUGCUCCUCAAAUCCACACCCUCCUGGUGGAAGACGUGGGCCACCGCUACUACCAAGCAAACACCUCACAUCUUGCAGAGAAGUUGGACGUGUUUGACAACCUCCCGGAUGGUGUGGUCCACCUCCUCCUCAGUCGUGAAUCGACAGAACACAACAGCGAUUCUAGGGCUCAUUUUAAGAUGCUAUAG
This is a messenger RNA of Mesocestoides corti, 204 nucleotides long. NCBI's taxonomy places the organism in Eukaryota, Metazoa, Platyhelminthes, Cestoda, Cyclophyllidea, Mesocestoididae. The record is from the annotation of a GenBank genome assembly.